AUGGAGGGUGAUUCGAACCAACUUCAUCCGAUGGUGGAUGUGGAGGAGUAUGAAAAUGAGGAUUCUAUUGGUAUCAGCAAUGUUGGUACUGAUAGUUCCCCAGAAAAUGAAGUGGCUCAAGAUAUGGUCUCUAAUGAGUUUGCAAAGUCUUUAGAGCUGCAAUGGGCAAAACUGAGUCGGGAUGCAGCAAAGAAUGAUUGUUUUGCCACUUUUGAGAUUGAGAAGAGGAAAUUGAGGAAUUUGUUGAGAGGUUUUCUUAAAGUUAACAUUAUAACUGACAUGUGGACUUCGUGCCAAAGAUUGUAUUAUAUGGUUGUCACAUGUCAUUUCAUUGAUUAUGAUUGGCGUCUAAAUAGGCGUGUGCUUAACUUUUGUAAUGUGCCACCACCAGACACCGGUUUUCUCAUUGCUGAUGCACUACAAAAAAGUUUUCAAGAAUGGGAGAUUGAGAACAAAAUUUCUUCCAUCACAGUUGAUAAUGCAAAGGCAAAUGAUACAUCCAUUAGAGUAUUGAAAGAUGUUUUUAACAGAAGAAAAGCUUUGCUUAUUGGUGGAAAAUUGUUUCAUGUUCGUUGUUGUGCCCACAUAACCAAUUUGCUAGUUCAAGAUGGUCUUGAUGAGAUUUCUCUAAUUGUUGACUGUGUUAGAGAUGGAAUUAAAUGCUUGGUGGCAUCGGAGAGUAGGUUGAUUAAGUUUAGUGAAAUUGCAAUUGGCCUCUAA
Molecule: messenger RNA, 720 nt
Organism: Corylus avellana
Lineage: Eukaryota; Viridiplantae; Streptophyta; Magnoliopsida; Fagales; Betulaceae
Source: RefSeq, a predicted model, not a curated record